Molecule: messenger RNA, 1980 nt
Organism: Scheffersomyces stipitis CBS 6054
Lineage: Eukaryota; Fungi; Ascomycota; Pichiomycetes; Serinales; Debaryomycetaceae
Product: putative asparagine synthase
Exons: 2
Coding region: 1-1980 (659 amino acids)
Molecular function (GO): asparagine synthase (glutamine-hydrolyzing) activity
Source: RefSeq, a predicted model, not a curated record
AUGUGUGGGAUCUUGUGUUCAAUUACACCGAAUUACUUGCUUGGAGUUUUCCCAGAAACGCAUUUUUGGGAAUCUAACGACUCUACAGAAAUAGAGAAAUUCAUCCAGAAUGACCAUAUCUUGCAGCCAUUGUCUGAGCUGGAUAUCAAGAAGUUGAAUAAUGUAGAAAAGUUGCGUGAUUUGCAUGGUAUUAUUUCCAAAAUCAAAAAUAACGUCAAGUUGGCAAAGUUUGAAAAGAACGCUCAACUUCAACAAAUCCAAAAUCAGAUCGAUGAGCUUACUAUUGGAGAGAAGGAAGAUUCUCCAGAAUUGGAAAACAUGGACAUUUUCGAGUCUUUAGUAUAUAAGGUCUCUAGUAGAGGUCCUGACUACUUGAACUACACUCAGUUCAAGAAUAGCAAUUGGAAUUAUCGUACAUUUAGUUCUAUUCUCUCCUUGAGACAACCUUUUCAGUCUCAGCCCGUUCAGCGUGAUCGCUUCAUAUUGCAAUUCAAUGGAGAGUUAUAUAAUGAACAAUGCUUACAAGGAAAUGAUACUCUGUUCAUUAUGAAUACUUUACAGGAUAAGUUGAAGUGUGACUCAGAUGAUGAGAGGGCUGUACUUGCAACAUUGUCUGAGCUUACCGGAGAGUUUGCUAUUGUUCUCAAUGACAUUAAGCACAACGUCGUCUACUUCGGAAGAGAUUGCGUCGGAAGAAGAGCAUUAUCAUAUUCACUUGAAGAUAGUGGACUUACAAUUAGUUCAUUAUCGGAUUCAACUCUUAUUGAAUGUGCAAAUAUGAUCUACAAAGUUGAUUUGAAUAAUUUAGAAUUGCGGACAUUUUUGUACUCAGAAAUGUUUGAAGAAUACAGCAAUGACAAGUCCCUCCAUUUCUCUCCAUUAAACUACGAUGUUUGUGCUAAUGAGAAUAGUGCUUUGGACAAAGUCUACUGUUGUCUUAAGAAUAGCACGUUGGUACGACAAGAAGCAAUCUACCCUUUGCAUCACAACGAAUCUGCUACCCUCGCUAUUCUAUUCAGCGGUGGACUAGAUUGCUCUGUGAUAGCCGGUCUUAUCUGCGAAAACAUUUUGGAAAAGAAUCAUCAUAAGAGAUACAAUGUUGAUCUAUUGACAGUAGGAUUUGAUAACCCUCGCACAAAUCAAGACGCUUCGUCGUCUCCUGAUCGUGAAUUGAGCAAGAAAUCGUGGUUCCAUAUUGCUUCAAAGUAUAAUGACCUUACCUUGUUGAACAUUCGCUUGGUUGAAAUCAAUGUUAGUUACAAAGAUUGGCUACUUCAUCGUCACCGAGUGCGCAAUCUUAUGUAUCCGUGCAAUACUGAGAUGGACAUGUCGAUUGCAAUAGCAUUCUAUUUUGCUUCCGCAAACAUUGGUUGUAUGGAGAUGGUUGAAUUGACACGAAAUGAUGUCUCAUAUGAAGAAUUUUUGAAAAAUGAGUGCCAGUAUAUCAAAAGGGAUUCAGAAUACAAGUCAACUGCAAAAGUAUUGUUCAGCGGCUUGGGAGCAGAUGAAUUAUUUGCUGGGUAUUCCAGGCAUGAAGCGAUAUUUCUGACUGUAAUCACUCCUGAGUCCAGUGAAGAGCAAAUUAGCGAAUGUUACAAGCAGCUUUCUUCGGAGUUGGUCCACGACAUCGACAUCAUUCAUCGUCGAAAUCUUGGCCGUGACGACAGGGUCAUCUCUUCUUGGGGUAAAGAAUUGCGCUAUCCAUAUUUGGAUGAGAAGUUUAUCAGCAUGGUGAUCAAUGAGAUAGAGCCAAAUUUUAAAUUCACCUACAGCUUUGAAUCGGUCACAAGCAAAAAGAAGAAGGAACCCCGAAUAGUUAUGAAGCCUAUAAGAAAGUAUAUAUUGCGGCAAUUGGCCAGUAGAUUGGGGUUGGAGUGGGUCAGAAAUGAAGCUAAGAGAGCAAUCCAGUUUGGUGCCAAAAGUGCUAAGUUGGAGAUUGGACAAAGUAAGAUAAAGGGUAUUGAUAUUAUAGAAUUAUAG